AUGCUCGUCUCGCUGACCGUCGGCAAGGUCGACGCCGGCGUCGCCGUGCUCCUCACCGAGGACAAGCGCCUCAUCGAGUUCCCGUCCAUCCUGCUGCCGCCCGACAUCUCGUCCGGCAGCAUCGUCGACAUCGACGUCGCGCGCAACAUCAAGGCCGAGACGGACGCCGCCACCGCCUUUCACGAGCUGCAGUCGGACAUCUUCCGCACCUUUGGCCAGCGCACGCCCUCGGCCCCCGUCCUGCGCUGCCGCAAUGCCACGCAGACAUCGGUCGUGCUCGAGUGGGACCCCAUCGACGUGGCCACGGCCGAGCUGCGCAGCCUCACCCUGUACCGCAAUGGCAACAAGGCCGGCACCAUUCCCAACCCCCGCGACGUCCAGAGCACCAAGUUGAGCGGCCUGGGCGUCGACACGGAAUACGUCUUCCACCUCGUCCUCAAGACCAGCGCCGGCACCUUCAGCAGCGAAAAGCUCACCGUCCAGACCCACAAGAUGACGGACCUGUCGGGCAUCACAAUCACCCCCGGCCACAUGCCCUCGGCCCUGCGCGAGUCGCUGCAACGCUCCAUCGACCGCAUUGGCGCAAAGUUGGCCGACACGGUGCGCAUCGACACGACGCACUUUGUCUGCACAGAGGGACGCGGGCCUGCCUGGGAGAAGGCCGUCGAGAACAACAUCCCCGUCGUGGUCCCCGACUGGGUCAUUGGCUGCGAGAGGGACGGCAGGAUUGUCGGUGUUAGGGGUUACUAUCUGAACGCCGACCCCCGCUUACGGACAGUCGGCCAAGGAGGAGCAUCGACACCACAGCAGCAACAGCAGCAGCAGCCACAACAACAGCAACAGCAACAACAACAACAACAACAACAACAACAACAACAACAACAACAGCAGCAGCAGCAGCAGCCACAGCCACCACAACAGCCACAAGCACAGCCACAGCCGCCGCAAAUCAGAAGUCCCAUCCAGAGCCCGCGCACCGAAGUCACACCACCGACGCCCGAACGACCAACACGAGACCGCGAGUCAGAUAGCGCACCACCGCCUCCACCACCCCCCAAAGACGAUGCGAGUGAAAGAAGCGUCUCGCCCGCACCAGAACCGAAGACCCAGCCAGAACACGACGAGCAAAAAGCCAAGCCCGAGGACCUCAAGCCUCAACCGGGCAAGGCGGACGAGGAGGAGGUAGACUCAGAGGACGAGCAGCCUGCGGGCGGGGAGGUGAAGGAGCUGGAGGCAGGGCUACCGAGUAGACCGAAACCUACAGUCGAGGACGACGAGGACGGAGACGAUGGAGCGAGUUUCCAGGAGGUGGCAUUGUAG
Messenger RNA from Ascochyta rabiei, 1320 nucleotides. RefSeq lists its product as uncharacterized. Lineage: Eukaryota; Fungi; Ascomycota; Dothideomycetes; Pleosporales; Didymellaceae. Bases 1 to 1320 code for a protein of 439 amino acids. The transcript has 2 exons. The record is from RefSeq and is a predicted model, not a curated record. Gene Ontology annotation, cellular component: trans-Golgi network; exomer complex. Gene Ontology annotation, molecular function: protein dimerization activity. Gene Ontology annotation, biological process: conjugation with cellular fusion; Golgi to plasma membrane transport.